Messenger RNA from Haliotis rubra (blacklip abalone), 2092 nucleotides. RefSeq lists its product as uncharacterized. The transcript has 3 exons. Bases 62 to 1237 code for a protein of 391 amino acids. NCBI's taxonomy places the organism in Eukaryota, Metazoa, Mollusca, Gastropoda, Lepetellida, Haliotidae. The record is from RefSeq and is a predicted model, not a curated record.
UUGAAUGCUUGAGCAUCCUAGCUGGAUAAUGCUACACAAACUUACACAGCUCUGGUAGAAGAUGUCUGCCACCGUCUUCUCGAAAAUUUGUGAAACGAUUUGGAUGACUUGGGCCUUUUCUGUUGUGGGCAUCAACUACUCCAUCCUGGGGCCCACGCUACUGGAUCUGCAGCUGAUCCUGAAACAGGACCUGGAAACCCUCUCAACCAUACCACUCAGCAGCGGGAUUGGGGAGACAUCGGGGAUGUUCCUCGCCUUGGCACUCUCUAAAUAUGGUCACAAACGUCUUCAGAUGGGCAUUGCUCUAUUGCUAUCGUCGGUGGUGUUUACCCUUAUACCAGUUGUACCAAGUUUAAUCUACGUAGAUAUGAUGUUUGCAUUGGUGGGAUUCAUUUCCGCAAUACCUUCCUGUUUUCUGAUAGAUGUGUGCAGUGAGUUGUGGAAGGACAAGGGCACAGCGUUCCAGUUCAUCCUAGUCGGCAGUUCCCUGGGCGCCAUCGUCACUCCUCUGAUAGUGGAACCUUUCUUAUGUCAUGGAGAUUCAUCAGAAGGAGCAAACGUGACCGGAAAAAGAUUUUCACCCGCUCUACACGAUUUCACGCUCACGGGUGUAGCUUCUCUUCAGGGUUCAUGCUCAAUGGAAGAUCUGGCUCUGGUUGAGAAGGUGUGUGUGAACGUCACUCGACAUUUUGAAGCCGAAGGUCACCAACAAACACAAGGACAUUAUGUUGUUGACCAUGAAAGGGUAGAUCAUACAUGCCCAUGCAUCGCCCUGAUAUCAGCGACCAAUAGUUCAAAUGACAACUGCAAAUCGAACCUGACACAUGAAGCUGAUGACAGAGAUUAUUGCAAAUGGCAAACGGCUUGUGACUUGCUCCUCGAGCAUCAACUCUACAACACUACAGAAGAAGAUGUGCAGUAUAUUAAAUCGGUGUGUUGCCCGUUACUAAGUGCGUUAGAUGAAUGUCGAAGCAAUUACGGAGUUGUGGACAAUGGAACAGAGUCCUGUACAGAAAGUGACACCAAUGUACGUACUGCUUAUGUUGUCAUGGGGCUUGUUUUGUUGCCAAGUUCAUUCGCCUUCUUCUACUUUUGGUGGAGGAGGGACUCAAGUUGGGCCUCUGCACCUAUAACAGAGAGCCAGAGGCAGGGAUAUCAACAAAUGGAGGCACCCCCCAGAGGAAACUUUCAGCUUGUGAUAUUUUACACCGUAUUGUGUCUAUCUUAUCUCCCCUAACUGCACUGACAAUAGUAUUUGGAACUUACCUGACAGCUUUCGGUGUUGAGGGUAGCUUGCACCUCCCGAAGUCUACAAUGGUGUACAUGACAUCUGUGUUCUGGAUCUCCACUCUACUCGGACGAAUCAUCAGCACAGCAUUGACACCACUGUUGGGACAUGCUAAAAUCAUCAUCGGUAAUUUUGUAGGUAUAGUGGUGUCGUCAGUUCUACUCAUAUCCCUGGCGCCAUAUUAUGAGUCCAUGUUGUGGAUGAGCACUGUUCUGCUGGGAGUGUUUUCCUGCCCCUACGAGGGUGCAGGGUUAGCGUGGGCUGCUGACUAUGUCGGAAUGUCGCCACAACUAGUUGCUCUGUCGUGGAUUUCAGUGUCUUCAGGGAACCUAGCCUUUCCGUUUUUAGGAGGAUUAAUGUUUACACAUAUUGGGCCCACCGCGUUUAUGUAUUUACUCGGUGGUUUAAGUUUAUUCAUGGUGUUAAUGUUCCUUCUGUUAAACAUCCAGGUGCGGUGUAAAAGUUUCAAAACGUAAAUCACAAUUUCCUUCAUAUUCCACCUCAGUGUGUUUGUUUGAGGCCGCCGAAAUGUGUCAACAAUGACGACUGCCUUUAAAUAACCGAACCAGUGCAAUAUUCUCGAUUAAAAAAUUCUGACCACUCGAUUCAUUACAUCGUUUUGGAGACAAAAACAGGUUUCUGGUGACCUAGUGAACCCGGAAUUCAACCUAUGAUUGGCGCGCGAAGAAUUAGUUGAUUGGUCGCAAAUUAGUUGAUUGGUCGUGAACUAGUUGAUUGGUCGUGAACUAGUUGGCUGGUCGUGAACUAGUUGGCUGGUCGUGAACUUGUUGGCUGGUCGUGAAC